Molecule: messenger RNA, 3615 nt
Organism: Knipowitschia caucasica
Lineage: Eukaryota; Metazoa; Chordata; Actinopteri; Gobiiformes; Gobiidae
Source: the annotation of a GenBank genome assembly
AUGCUCACAAUAAAGGAUAAAGGCGAUUCCGCGGGAGGCAACAAUUCCACGGGACAGCAUCGCUACACGCCGGUUUCAGAGUUCGACGAUGCCACGUUGGCUCAGAGGAGAGAGUACUGGAGAAAUAAGAAGAGGGAGCAGAGGGCGAGGCGGUCCGAGAAGAAGCAAAAGUCGACCAAACCACAUUUCAACCCACCAGCCCAUGCUUCUUCCUUGCCGUCGCAGAAUGGAAAUGGACCAAAUCAAUUGCCUAAUAAUGUGGGCUCUUUGCAGCUGAGAAACCAAGGAUCAGGCGGUUUGGCUGCGUUACAAUGUCAAAAACAACAGUUGCGAAACAAUUUUACAAACGCAGGCAGCAUCACAGUACAAUGCAUGCCCCCGAAAAACGGAUCCGUCAGCUCCACGUCGAUCCCUCACUUAAACAGCAGCAGUUCCUUUUCUGUAGCUGCUUCCCGUCCCCACGUGGCUAUACAGGUACCUCUCGUCCCUAAAGCGAGCCAGCAUCCACCUGCGCCGGUCCUAAUUCAGCCCAAACCGCUCAAUAACAUCCCGUCAGUCUGUAAAAGCACAGUCCAAUUACAAGCUCAGAGUGCCUUGGUCAUCCAGCAGCAGCACAAGCCGACAAAUGAGAGUCCAGCUAAAGCAGAGACCGAGGAAGAGAAGGCGGCCAAGCGGAGAGAACUGUGGCGGAUACGAAAGCGGGAGCAAAGGGCCAGGCUGGCGGUUCGGCUCGGUAAAACCAUAAACAAAGCACAACCCGUUCAGAGGCAGGUCACGAGUAACGGCUUAUCGCUGAACAAUCUGUCACAAAGUUUGAUGCAAUCGCGAUCUAUGGGGAAUGCAACGAUUCCAGAAAACAACGCGGCAACUGCAUUCAAGACCCAGCCUCCGUUCAUUGUCGUGAAGAGGCCGUUCGAGCCAAUCCGGAACAGUACGAGCCCCUUCCACCUGUCUGGAGUGAUGCGAGCAGCCAGACCCAACAAUUUCAAGCAAAAGCUGCUGAAGCUGAAGCCCUCGUCCAUGGCCUAUCUCUGGGGAAUCAAGGGCAUCCCGACGGCGGACCCCAGCGACACCCCCGAACAAGUCGUAGCCAAAAGACGCGAGUACUGGCGCAUGAAGAAGCGGAUACAGCGUGCCAAAAUGCCUGUGGAUGUCAAGUUGAGAAUGAGAGAGAAGGACGAUCUGCAGCGAAGGCUAAAGAGCUACCAGAAAAUACUGGAGGACAUGAGGAGGGCGAGGGCCCAGUCCGUCAUGCAUGCGUCAGAGACCAUCGGCGGAUUCAUCAAAGAGGACGGAACUGUCACAAUCAACGUUCCACAGGUUUCCGUGAACACGCCAGCACAGAGAAGGAUACCACAAGAUGAUAUUGGUUCGUGUAGCACAAAUCCACAAACAAGUAAACACAUCGCGCCCUUAGAAAGUCCUGUUUUGCCUUUUCACCAAUCUUAUGAGUCUUGCCAAAUACUGACCGAUAAACCUCCAAGUCCAGCUUGUGGCAGUUCGACACACGCACAAGGAUCUCAUCUCACUUUAACCCCUGCGUCGCCCAAGAACCGUUCACCUACUGGAGGCUGCGUCAUGAAGAUGGAGGUGUCGUGCAAAGUGCCAUCUCUGAGCAAGUGUUAUCUAGAUCCCGGGCUGACGGAGGAGGAGAAGAUGGCGAAGAAGAGGGAGUACUGGAGGGUGAAGAAGAGAGAACAACGGGCCGCCCGCACCAUGCUACUCCGGCAAGGCCACUCGCCAGCUCGAGCUAGCGCCGUUUUACUGCGGAGGAAAGCACAAAAACUAGCCGUACCACUUAGCAAGCGCUUCCCAAAACAGUUUGGAGGCAUUGCAAACAACAAUAUGGCUUAUGUAAAUGAGAUGAAACAAGAGAAUGAUUUAAUUCCAGCAUUUGACCUAAAUUUGAAUGAAGCCAUCUGUCCAGAGCUCAAAGCCCAAAUGUCCCAAACGCCACCCCCAUCUCAGGCCGACUCUGACCCAGGUCUGAGUGCUGAUAACCAGGCUACCACUCUGCUGGCUGUGGCCUCCAUGAAGAAACUCCUGGAGGAAUCGCUUAGCAGUGUUUCAGACUGUCAAACGCAGACUGGAAUUAAAAUGGAGGAUGAAAAUGAGAACCAGGACAUAAAGCCAGAUGUGUCACUGGACGAUGUUUGCGCACCAAUUACCACUCAUGUAAUGUUGGACACAGAAGGCAGUGAGGCUGAUACAAAGAUUUUUGAGCAUGUAUCAUUUGAGCAAAAAGAUGUGGCCCAAAUAACGGAGUCUACAAUUCCCCUUAGUCUUCCCAACAACACACCUGAAGCUCAGUCUUUCUUGGUAAACCCCAAAAUGGAGGCUCCUGAUUGUGCUGAAAAAGCAGGUCACCAACACUGCUGUUCUCCUGAGCCCCCCAAACUACACCAUCCUCCUGUUGACACUCAAACGGAGAGUCUGGACAUAAAUCACUUCAGGGAAAAGUGUUCACAAGUUCACAUGACCUUAGAGCAAAAGAGGGAGUACUGGAAGCUGAUCAAGAGACAGCAGAGGGCCCGGGUGAAGGCCAGACAGAAGAGCCUCAGCAAUGUGGGCUCCUACAGAACUGUUCAGUCUUCAAGUUUCAUGUUAAACAAGCGCGCCACGAUAAAACCAGCCCUGCUGCCCAGGCCGACACAGUCUGCAGUGGCCGGCAUGCCGUCUGUGCUCCUGGUGAGCCCCACAGUGGCCAACGCUGGCCCCCAGGGCACUCUGAGGGUCAAGUCACCGGUGUGCAGCAGAGAUCCUGGCUAUGGCUCUACCAGAGGGAUUGAAAACGCACAUGUGAAUAUUUCAGGAUUCCCUGCUUUACAGCCUCCCGAUAACCUUCUCUCCAUCAACGCACAACCUGCCCAAACCCUCGGUCAGAACUUCAGCCGCACCCUGAGGUCCACAACAGUUCCAUGUCCACCAAAGCCAGAUAAUGCUCAUAUUAUUGCCUCACGAGGAGUUGGCAGCAUCGCCCCGCCCAAACGUGUAAGUGGGGAGUCCGAGGAGGACUUCCACAAGAGGAAGAGAGAAUACUGGAGGAUCAAGAAGAAGGAGCAGAGAGCCAGAAGAGCAUUUCAGCACAAGGACAGAGGCCCUCACCCCAGCUGCUCCCAAAACCAGCCCCAGUACACGCCACAGGAGCCCCAACAAGAGCAAUGUGAAGCGGAGUCAAAUGAGUGGAUGAACCCGCUUGUGGAACCAGAAGACCUGAUAAAUGAUCCGGAUGCAGCAGACGGCUCCUUCUCUUUCCCAAGUUACUGCUUGCCAAUAGAGGACUUUCCUGAGGAGGUGGAGGAAGAGGAGGCGGCAGUGGGCUGCGAGGAGGGCGCCCUGACCACAGACUUCUGGAGGAACCACUACCUCAUGGACCACGACCCCCUGAACCAGCUGCUGGUGUGCAUGGUGUGUGGGGAGCUGCAGUACGGCCACAGCCUGGAGGGGGUCCGGGGCCACAUCGAGGAGGCCCACCCCCACACCCUGAGCUUGGAGGCCGGGGAGAGGCAGAGGAUCCUCCAGGCCUGGGACGAGCAGGUUUUCCAGAGGGAGCGCUUCUUCACCAACCAGCUCCAGCAGAACAGCUCUUCCGCGGCAGAUGCUCACAUGAACUGA